This is a messenger RNA of Suncus etruscus (white-toothed pygmy shrew), 1158 nucleotides long. It is a transcript of the gene MRPL24, whose product is annotated as mitochondrial ribosomal protein L24. NCBI's taxonomy places the organism in Eukaryota, Metazoa, Chordata, Mammalia, Eulipotyphla, Soricidae. Gene Ontology annotation, molecular function: RNA binding; structural constituent of ribosome. Bases 222 to 776 code for a protein of 184 amino acids. Gene Ontology annotation, cellular component: ribosome; mitochondrion. Gene Ontology annotation, biological process: translation. The record is from RefSeq and is a predicted model, not a curated record. The transcript has 5 exons.
AGGCUCCGUUUGCAGUGCUCGCCGGCUGGCGGCAGCUUGCAGAACGCCCUGACCUGGUCUUGCCCCCGCCACGACGCACUCGGCUCUUCUGGGCUUUCCUGCAUGGUGGUUUGGAGCGGGUGGAUGCGUGCUGCGAGCUACUAGAUCGCGACCAUCGCCGCCCUUGGAGGGAGGAAGAUUUUGGGUCUUUCCUCAGCCUAGAGAGUUCUCCAUUUUCAGCCAUGCGUAUUUCUGCCUUGCUGGCCAUGGCGGCCAAGGUCACUCUGCCCCACAACUACCGCUAUGGGAUGAGCCGCCCUGGCACCCUGGCAGAGAAGAGGAGGAACCCUCCAGGGACCAGGCGGCGCCGGGUGGCUGUGGAGCCUAUCUCUGACGAAGACUGGCAUCUGUUCUGUGGAGACAGGGUAGAAAUUCUAGAAGGCAAGGAUGCAGGAAAGCAAGGAAAAGUGGUCCAGGUCAUCCGGCAGCGCAACUGGGUGGUCGUGGAGGGACUGAACACGCAUUAUCGCUACGUUGGCAAGACCUUGGAGACUCGGGGAACCAUGGUUCCAAGUGAAGCACCCUUACUCCACCGCCAGGUCAAACUCGUAGAUCCGAUGGACAGGCAAGUACAAGAGGCUUUGGGCCAAUGGUCCCCCUACCACUGGGUUUGCAGAAAUUGGCAGUUAUCCAAUGAAGGGUGUUUGGAUGCUCUGGAAGUCACGCAGGGCAGCUCCCAGAUAUGCUCCUCUCCCUGUGAGAAAUCCCAAAAUGGAGAGCCAAGAGCUAAACAUUGAGUUUGGAAGGUACCACCUAGUUCUCAGGUUUCACGUCUCCCAUCCACUAGGAAACCAACCGAGGUGCAGUGGAGGUUCACCGAGACAGGAGAGCGGGUCCGUGUCUCCACCAGAUCAGGCAGAAUUAUCCCCAAACCUGAAUUUCCCAGAAGUGAUGGCAUCAUUCCUGAAACAUGGAUUGAUGGCCCCAAAGACACCUCAGUGGAAGAUGCCCUAGAAAGAACCUAUGUGCCCAGUCUAAAGACACUAGAGGAAGAGGUGAUGGAGGCCAUGGGCAUCCAGGAGUCUCGGAGACACAAGAAAGUCUAUUGGUAUUGAGCCUGGAAGAAGAGCUUUUCUCUGGCCUCCUCAACACCAAUAAAGAUCUAAAUAACCUCUCCUA